Messenger RNA from Erinaceus europaeus (western European hedgehog), 912 nucleotides. RefSeq names its product olfactory receptor 4L1-like. Bases 1 to 912 code for a protein of 303 amino acids. Gene Ontology annotation, biological process: G protein-coupled receptor signaling pathway. Gene Ontology annotation, cellular component: membrane. The record is from RefSeq and is a predicted model, not a curated record. Gene Ontology annotation, molecular function: G protein-coupled receptor activity; olfactory receptor activity. Lineage: Eukaryota; Metazoa; Chordata; Mammalia; Eulipotyphla; Erinaceidae. The transcript has 2 exons.
AUGGAUCUUAAAAAUGGAUCUGUAGUGACCGAAUUUGUUUUAAUAGGAUUUUCUGCACAAUGGGAACUCCAGAUCUUCUUCUUUGUGACAUUCUCCUUGAUUUAUGGUGCAACUGUGUUUGGAAACAUUCUCAUUAUGCUCACAGUGAUGUUUAGUUCCACCCUUCAUUCCCCUAUGUACUUCCUCCUUGGAAACCUCUCUUUUCUGGACAUGUGUCUCUCUACUGUCACCACACCCAAGAUGAUCACAGACUUGCUCACUGUGCACAAGACCAUCUCCUUGUGGGGCUGCAUGACACAGAUGUUCUUUAUGCAUUUGUUUGGGGGUGCAGAGAUGACUCUUUUGAUAGCCAUGGCCUUUGACAGAUAUGUAGCCAUCUGUAAACCCCUGCACUACAGGACAAUCAUGAGUCACAAGUUGCUGAAUGGGUUUGUGAUACUCUCAUGGGUAAUUGGGUUUACACACACCAUGAGUCAGAUGCUAUUAACAGUGAACUUGCCUUUCUGUGGCCAAAAUGUCAUAGAUAAUAUAUUUUGUGACCUUCCCCUUGUGAUUAAGCUUGCUUGUAUUGAAACCUAUACCCUUGAACUAUUUGUGAUUGCUGACAGUGGGCUGCUUUCGUUUAUCUGUUUCAUUCUCCUGCUUUUCUCCUACACGGUCAUCCUGGUCACUGUUCGACAAAGGUCAUCUGGAGGCCUCGUCAAAGCUCUGUCCACAUUGUCUGCCCAUAUCAUUGUGGUCACUCUAUUCUUUGGACCUUGUAUCUUUAUCUAUGUCUGGCCAUUUAAUAGUUUUGAGGGCAAUAAAAUCCUUUCUGUGUUUUAUACUGUUAUCACACCCCUACUGAAUCCCAUUAUUUAUACUCUGAGAAAUGAAAAAAUGCAAGAGGCUAUGAGGAAAUUACGGAACUGA